CUUCUAUUUUCUCCCUCCCCUCCAUCUGCUGUGAUUGGACUACUUUAUUUUAAUAAUGAAAUUCACACAAAAUGAACUCUAAAUUCACAUGAAAUGCACACGGCCGUCUCCACGUCUUCUUCCCCAAUGCUCUCAUACGAUACCACCCUCUCUGCUAUAUAUACCUGCUCAACCUCCCAACCCCAACCUAUGCCAGACAGAGAGAUCAUCUCCUAUGGACUUCAUAUAAUCACUCUCCCGCUCUCGCUCUAUUUCCCCACGAGGGUCACCGGAGAAACCCUCCCAGUCAGAUUCCGGCGAUGCUGUAAGACGGCCCACAUGGCGAAGGGUCGGAAACUGACGACCAGUCGCAGCGAACGUUUUCUCGGAAGCUUUAGUCACGGUCAAGGCCAAGACACCACCGUCGCCGACUCGUCGGAGCUUGGCGAAGAAGAUGUCUGGUCGGUGGUCGACGACGGCGUUGACCGGGAUAGCGACUGGAUACCGUGCCCCGCCGAGAGCAACGGCACCGUCGCGCCGAGGCCGCCGCGACGCGUGCCCAGGACCGACCGCCACGCGGGCGGGCUCUCGCUGGCCUUCGACGACUGCGGCAAAACGACGGCGUCGCCCAGGGUCGUGCACCAGUUCCGCAGCCAGAACAACGGCGUGACGGCGGCGCCUCAGCCACCGACGUCGCACGCUCACCACCACUUAGCCACCUCGUUGCCCGUGAACGUACCGGACUGGCAAAAGAUUCUCUGCGUCGACUCGGUGGAGUCGAUGCCUGACUCGGACGACGGCGCGGAGGAUCCCGACACGGAGUGGAUUCCCCCACACGAGUACGUGGCGCGUGAGUACGCGCGCAGCCGCGCGGCGACUUCGGUGUUCGAGGGCGUGGGUCGGACCCUCAAGGGUCGAGACAUGAGCCGGGUUCGUGAUGCGGUUUGGAGGCAAACCGGGUUCUACGGAUGAUUAAUUAUUGAUUAUUGAUAAAUAUUAGAUAUAUAAAUAUAUAUAAUUUUAUAUUUUUUUCCUCGGGCAAUGAUUCGGCCGAGUGAACUCGGUUCACCAUGCAGUGAUUGAGCCCAAGCGUGAUUCGGUUCGGGUUGAGGUCCAUGUGGUGUGUGUCGGGUUGGAAUUUCUGGUAAUGGAGCAGUCUUAUUCUAUUUGCCUGUCUGUCGUCUUGCAACUUUUUUAGAUUUGGAAUGUGCCCAUUUGAAAUUUUUAAUGAAAAAAUAUAUAUGUAUUAAUUUUUCA
Messenger RNA from Malania oleifera, 1236 nucleotides. RefSeq names its product protein S40-5. Lineage: Eukaryota; Viridiplantae; Streptophyta; Magnoliopsida; Santalales; Ximeniaceae. The record is from RefSeq and is a predicted model, not a curated record. The transcript has a single exon. Bases 94 to 951 code for a protein of 285 amino acids.